AUGUGUUCCAGAUUUAGAGCUGUAUGUGAAGAGCUGGGGCAUUUGCAGGUUCGUAUGAUUCGCCGCGAUGGAAAUCCAACGCAGCUUGUCGCUGAGGCCAUUGAACUGAUCCGACACAAUUGUGAUAUUAUUCAGCCACAAGAAAAAAAUUUACCAUAUGUUCCCUUGUUCCUGAGGAGUUGUGGCACUUUGCUCUCACGCGCAAACACGGAUCCUGCACAUGAAGCUCUGGAGUGUGCAGCGCGGCUUGCCGAGUCAUAUGUCGACGGCAAUCACGGCGAUGUAAAUGAGUCUGGGACGGUGCUUCGGUCGCUUGUGUUACUCUCACGUAAUCGAGAGAACUCUGCCAAGCAAUCUGGCUAUACCACCACACCAUUAUUUGUCUCACCUAUAAAGCCACUUGUAGCUGCAUCAUUCAAUAACACGAUGCAGAAAUGGCAGAAAAAUCAAAUACGACCACACACUUCAACUCUUCUCUCACUUCUUAGAGGUUCUGAUACUGUGUAUGGUGAAAAUUUUCACUUUAGUCCUGUCAGUGCUGAUAUUACCGGAUUGUUACCUAUAAAAGGGAAGGUGCAGAUGGAGGCGAAGGUACAAAAAUGUGCCCACUCUAGGUGCAUUCUCAGGGCGCUGCGUGAUGUACAACUCUCAAAAUUGGAUGCAGGCAUCUGUUUAAGCUCCAUGGCUGAGAUGGGUUUCUAUGAUGCCGAACUCUGCAACGCUUGUUGUGAAGUACUCUUCUCUACACACGCACUUGUCACGAGUCAACAAUUUGCACAGAUUAUAUACAGCUUAGGUAUUCUUCAACACCGGCAUAUACAUCAGAAAUUCUUCUCUAGCAUGGUUGAAUUCCAAAAAUGCAACGCGGAGGCUGUGCGACAGCAUGUAGUUGGUCUUGCAAUGCUUCGACAGCCGCCACCCAACGAACGUAGUCUGAUGGAUGGUAUUUUUCUACAUGCGCUACGUCCCACUGAUCCACUAGAGUUUAAUUCAUCGCCAGAUGAUGCACUGACACCAGAGUGGUAUUUAUGUGUCGGCCACGCACUGGCCUGUCUGGACAUCACACACUUUAAGUAUCGUCUGAUGAUGGCACGGACGCUUCGAAGAUGCAUUGGUAACAUGACAACGCAACAACGCUGUAAAAUGCUAUACAGUUUGGGUAACAUACCAUUAGAGUCGGUUCCGGAGGAACUAAAGCGGUCGUGGACAGGAAAGGUUGUAAGAACAAUAGGUGUACUCACGGAACGACUACGCUACGAUGUUGAUCCAUCCGAUGGCCCAUUCGUUAUGAACACGCUUUUGGCUGUUGGAGUACACGAGCACCCAAUGAUUCCACAGCAACCUAAUUUAGAGUCCGGUGAAAACCCUGUGGAGGUGCUGCUUCGUACUUGGGCAACAUCACCGAAGGAACGUGUUCUUCACCUGACAGAGCAGAUACGACCACGUCAUUUAGGUGGCGAGCCUACAGCUACGCUGUCUCACCUCUUUACUGUUAUUGCAAGCAGCUGUGGCGGUUCGCAGAUUGAUUCGUAUCGCUUCAGCCCCUUGUGUGACGCCGUUAGUAGCCAUGUUGGCGAUAUGAACGUGGAGGAAACCCUCAGCACGAUUGCGGCCAUGCAGUGUAUUGGAAUAGGAGAGCAAUACCGAAACGUGUUGGUGACGCUGUUGGAGAAUUUGUGGAGAAGACGGGGCGACAUGACGCCCGAGAGCCAGGCCAGGUGUUGCCGUCUGAUGGAGAACCUGGGACACUUGGAUAUCGCAGUAGAGUUGCUUGAGUACAUGGCAUCUGUGUAG
This is a messenger RNA of Trypanosoma theileri, 1794 nucleotides long. RefSeq lists its product as uncharacterized. Lineage: Eukaryota; Euglenozoa; Kinetoplastea; Trypanosomatida; Trypanosomatidae. The transcript has a single exon. The coding region runs from base 1 to 1794 and encodes 597 amino acids. The record is from RefSeq and is a predicted model, not a curated record.